AUGGCGCCUGUAAAGAUCAAGAACGAGCCCCCCAAGAAGACCGAGGCCCAGAUCAUCGUCGGCCUACAAGAGCAUAUCAUCGUCCUCGAAAAGCGCCUGCGGAAGAAGCAGAAGAUGGGAGAGGUCACCGAUGACGACAACAACAAUUACAACUACAACAACUACAACCAUGACGACAACAACUACAACAACUACAACGAAGACGACAACAGCUACAACUACAACGGCGACAACGACAACGAAGACGACGACAACGAAGACGACGACAAUGACAGCAAGGACAGCGAUGACGACGAUGACGACGAUGACGGCGAUGUCGCUCCAAUCUUCUCCAACACCUCCGACACCCAGCUCGCCCUCCGCCUCGAUGGCGUCACCCGUCAGCGCGAUCAAUACAAGGGCGCGAUCGAGGUAGGCCUGGUCGAGAACACCAAGCUCCGCGAAGAGCGCGACCACUACCGGGAUCUCUACAUGGGAGUGAUUCGCUCUACCGGCAGCGCCAACACCAACAGCGUCGGUAACAACAACUUCCUCAAGAUCGAGUCGAACUCUACCCACUACCACAUCAACAUGGCUCAGGAUAGCAACCCCUUCAGUGGCUUCGUCAAGGCGCCCAAAAUCAGCGAGCCCAGCGAGCCCGAGGUCAAGCGUCCGAUAUACGGCGAUCAGUGUCAUCGCGAAAAGAGGCACAAGCCUUGUCGCAAGACUUCAUGUCCCUACUGGCACCGUUCCCAAGGCGCGCGUUUCGCCGCCAUUCGCCCUACUCUCUUCUCCAACAAGGCUGCCGAGAACCGAGCUCAGCGCCGCUGA
Messenger RNA from Alternaria conjuncta, 810 nucleotides. RefSeq lists its product as uncharacterized. The coding region runs from base 1 to 810 and encodes 269 amino acids. Lineage: Eukaryota; Fungi; Ascomycota; Dothideomycetes; Pleosporales; Pleosporaceae. The transcript has a single exon. The record is from RefSeq and is a predicted model, not a curated record.